GUUAUAGUUGUUGUUUUAUUGUCAGUUUAUGUAAAAGGACCCUACCCUACCGCAACAAUUCUGUAAUCAGACCAAAAUCCCCACCUGUUCGGUGUGCUAUUAAGUGCUCGCUUGUCAAAGUCUCGCGUUCGCUGCUACCGUGACGGUGGAAAAGUGUGUUCCUUCCUUCCGUAUUUUUAGUCGAUUGAUUGAAAAGCUACCGAAAACGCGCCGCGCUCGAAAGCCUCCCAUUCGCGCCGUGCUUCCAGUUCAUGGUCCAGUUGUCCCGAUUUGUUUUUCUCGUUUUAUUUUAAUAAUACAGGUUUGAAGAUGAGCAAAAGGGACAGUAAUAAUGGAAACAGUAAUUUUAAUGUGGAAGUUGUACAAAGUAAUCAGGAGUUAAUCUCGGAAAAAAGGCGUGGCAGAAAAAGAAAGAUUAUAAUGAUAACCGGUGGGACGAUUGUGGUUAUUGUGGCAGCUGCUAUCAUUGCCGCCCUUGUUAUACUAUCGGGCUCGUCGGAUGCGUCUCCGGUGGACAAAGAAGGAAAGGCGCUAACAUUGGAGGAUUACAUAGAGGGACGAUUAAAUCCCAAGUCGUUUAAUGGUAGUUGGAUUUCAGGUAACGAAAUAAUGUACAGAAGCCAAAAUGGCGAUAUUCGUGUAUAUAAUGCAGACACUCGAACUCACGAAAUUCUUGUGCCAUUCCAUGCAACGCCAGUUUUAUCGAGAGCCGUCGAUUUCUCCAUAUCUGCCGACAGACAAUUCAUGCUGGUAGCUCACGACUAUCAAAAGAUAUACAGGCAUAGCUACGUAGCUCAAUUUACAGUGAUCAAUUUGAAAACGCUCGCAAUCAGCAAUAUCAACGCGAACGGGGAGCUAAUCUUGCAGUUGGCGGUAUGGGGACCCGUCGGAAAUGCAAUCGUUUUCGUAGCAAGGAACAACAUUUUUUACCAACCCAGUGCUGCGUCGUUCAGCACACAGUUGACGGUCGACGGACACAUUGGGAACGUGUACAAUGGAGUUCCGGAUUGGGUUUAUGAAGAGGAGGUUCUUAGUACGAACCAGGCGCUUUGGUUUUCACCGGAUGGGAAAAAACUGGCGUACGGUAAAUUCACUGAUACUGCCGUAAAAAUUAUGACACUCCCAGUGUAUGGCGAACCCGGAAAUUUAGACUUCCAGUACACGAAAGCGGUCCAAGUUCGAUAUCCAAAGGCUGGCACCAAAAACCCUGUCGUUACUUUACACGUUGUCGACUUAGAAGUCAACAGUGACGUUAACCUCCUAGCGCCUUCCAAUGUAGCAAAUCAAGAACCAAUUUUGGCAGCAGUGUCGUGGGCUACCAAAGACACAGUGAGUGCCAUAUGGAUGAACCGAGUUCAGAACGAAGCAUCAAUAGUUAUGUAUAAUCUAGGCGACCCUCCUACUAUGCUAACUGUUAACACUUUGAAGCAAAACAACGGUUGGUUGGAGUUAUUUACUCCACCUAAGUUUUCCAAAGACGGCUCGAAAUUCCUGAUCAUCCAUUCACAAGACCAAGGGCACGGAGCAGGAUCGUACCGACAUAUAACAAUCUACCCAACAAACAAUGCAAACAAUCCUGGCAAGCCCUUAACUUCUGGCCUAUUUGUGGUCACGGAAAUAUUGGAAUGGGACGAGGCGAAUGACUUAGUGUACUACCAAGCUAAUAUGCCAAACGCUUCCGAAGUUCAACACGUCUUCACAGUGUCGGUCAACACCUUGAAAACGAAAUGCGUAACCUGCAGUUUGCGGGAGAAAGAGGACAGUUGCUCGUAUAAUUCUGCUCAAUUCAGCAAAGAUUUGUCGCACCACGUAUUAAACUGCGAAGGACCGAAUGUUCCCGAAACCAUGAUAUAUUCGAAGAACAAGUUGGUUGACGUGUGGGAACGUAAUUCGGAUUUGCGCGACUUAGUCCGAAACGUGAGAACGCCUGUGAUAGAAAAGCAUAGGUUCGACCUUCCGGGUGGAUUUAAGGCACAGGUGAUGCUUAGGUUGCCUUCGAAUAUAGACAAAAGUGGGGACACAAAGUAUCCAAUGCUUGUGAACGUAUAUGGAGGUCCAGAUUCCUUCCAAGUGGUAGAUCGAUUUAAUAUGGAUUGGGGUAGUUACCUGGCUGCAAACAAAACCAUCAUCUACGCCACCAUUGAUGGUAGAGGAUCCGGUUUAAAGGGCGACAAUAUUAUGUUCUCACUCUAUAGACGCCUGGGUACCAUUGAAGUUGAGGACCAAAUUAAUGUUACAAAACAAAUUCAAAAAACGCUACCGUACGUGGACGAGACUAGAACCGCAAUUUGGGGUUGGAGCUACGGUGGUUUCGCAUCCGGCAUGGCCCUAUCGGAGGACACGACGGGGGUUUUCAAAUGCGGCAUUUCAGUUGCGCCUGUAACAGAUUGGACUCUUUACGACUCCAUAUACACUGAACGCUUCAUGGGUUUACCAACACCUGCAGACAAUGAAAAAGGGUACGAAAACGCGAAGCUAAUCGAGAAGUACGAGGGUCUUCGUAACAAAGACUACUUUCUCGUGCAUGGCACCCUCGACGACAAUGUUCACUACCAGCAGUCCAUGUUGUGGUCGAAAGUUUUAGAACAAAACGAUAUUCUCUUCCGCCAAAUGAGCUACCCAGACGAAGAUCACAGCUUAGGGUCAGUAAGACCGCAUCUCUACCACUCCUUAGAACAAUUUUUGGAUGAAUGUUUUAUAGACAAUGAAGUUUAGCAAAAUGACCUUAACGCAUACUCAGCCUAGUCAAAGGAACCAUCAAAUUAAGAACCAAAACCAUGUUCAGAUCUCACUUCAACUAAUUCGCAAAAUAUGUGGCAUAAUUGAUAACGUUGUGAACUCGAGGUUCACGAAAAAAUGUGUGUACUUAUAGGUACUAUUUUGAUGUCAUUUAUACAUUUGUACUUGGUGUAAAUAGUAUUAUUGUAACAUAUUUGUUUGUAAAAAAUAUUGUCUUUUUAUAAACGUUGAAAUAUUUA
Molecule: messenger RNA, 2978 nt
Organism: Photinus pyralis (common eastern firefly)
Lineage: Eukaryota; Metazoa; Arthropoda; Insecta; Coleoptera; Lampyridae
Gene: ome
Product: venom dipeptidyl peptidase 4
Exons: 13
Coding region: 310-2715 (801 amino acids)
Biological process (GO): proteolysis
Molecular function (GO): dipeptidyl-peptidase activity; serine-type peptidase activity
Source: RefSeq, a predicted model, not a curated record